AUGGCCAAGAGAAAGCACAGACAUAUCACCUUCUCAGGGUGUUGGACCUGCAAGGCCCGAAAGGUUAAAUGUGAUGAGAACCCACUAGGCUGCGCGACCUGCGCACGACUCGGACUAACCUGUGGUGGAUAUGAUAUUAAACUGCAGUGGAUCUCCUCAAACGCAGGUCGUCGACCCUGCAGAGAUCUUUCUGCACGGAUCGGGAGGAGGCGAAUUGGUGCAGGCUGGACUGGUAUCCUUCAAUUCAAAACAGACGAAAUCGAUAAAUUUCUUUACAGAGUCAAUGAGGAGGCUGAGCGAGGGGUAUCGACAACACAUGGCCCUUUUUCAGUGUUCCCUGUAGAUCGCAACUGUAGCAACCAUGGGACAUCUCUCGUUUUCUCAUCCGAGCAGGCACUACCGCGGGAUUCAAAUGGUGCAGCUCCCUUAGUGAGCUACUCGAAAGAGACGGAAGGUUGUGAAUUAAACUCGGAUGGGUCGAACUAUCAGACUUCAUCGUCACCCUCGAAUCUCAGCGUUCUCCCGCGUGAUACUUUAUCAUCACCCUCAAGGAACACACCUACUGAAGAUGAUGAGCAUAGCGAGUCAUGUUGCCACUUGCACUCUAUUGACGAUAAUGAAGCAUUGAAGGCUGUUUCGUCAGAGGAUGAGAACAACGUGGAUACGGACAGUGUAUUAAAUGCCACAGUUCCGUUAUUACAGCAACCGCAACUGUUUCUGUCGAGCAACUACAAGGCUAACGAGCUCUUUCACCAUUAUGUUACAAAUGUUGCUGAGAUAUUGCUGCCAGUUUCGCACCCAGGAAAUCCCUACCGAUCAUUGUAUGCCCCAGCAGCACUCGAGGGCUCUUUGUACUUCCAGUCUGGCCCUUUCAAUGCAGCGCCGAAUAUUGGGCUCUGCAUAUUCCAUUCACUCAUUUCCGCAUCCGCCUUCCACCUACAUCGGUGCCAUGAUUUUAACUCCGAGUAUCAUCGUCUUGGUAUCAUGCACCGACAAGUUGCACUACAGUCGCUCCAAAUGGUCUUGAUGAAAGAGAUACCUGUGCUUGACUAUAAGACCCUUUUGGUCGCACUUCUUUCUAUGGUCACAAUUGGAUGCUAUGAGUUCACAUACGGCGUCACAGCUGAUAUUGCAGCUGCGAUCCAGGAAACCACUAAUCUGUACGAGUGCUUAGAAUUUUAUCGCCAGGCCCAAGAAUCUGCCCCAGAUGAUCUUCUCCAAGCAUGUGAAGAUCUUGGCAAUCGGCUGCUUUCUUGGACCUUGGGCUCCGAUAAGAUUCCCGCUUUCAACGACAAGCGUGCGGAGGAAUUCGAUAUCUUCAAACACCAUUCCCACGCAUGGCAUGGCGCCGCCAUGGUAUUCUACCUAAAUUGUAUCCAAGGUGCCAAAGCUCCAGACUUGGUAGAUGAGGUUGCCACGGUUGCCUCUCAUAUGCUCGCUAUUGAAGAAAUCAAAUCGACGCGUGUUUCCAACCAGAUGGCUCCAGUCACUUGGCCGGCUUUAUAG
Molecule: messenger RNA, 1506 nt
Organism: Aspergillus nomiae NRRL 13137
Lineage: Eukaryota; Fungi; Ascomycota; Eurotiomycetes; Eurotiales; Aspergillaceae
Product: Zn(II)2Cys6 transcription factor
Exons: 4
Coding region: 1-1506 (501 amino acids)
Biological process (GO): positive regulation of transcription by RNA polymerase II
Cellular component (GO): nucleus
Molecular function (GO): DNA-binding transcription factor activity, RNA polymerase II-specific; zinc ion binding; transcription cis-regulatory region binding
Source: RefSeq, a predicted model, not a curated record